AUGAAUAUCAAUUUAAAUGAACCUUGCCGUUGGUUAUCUGAUAGUACUAAUGCAGAAAACGAAAUUCGACUGAUAUUCUACAAUCAUUGGGAGAAACUGAAAGAUCGUCUAAUGGCUGGUGUUAGCGAAAUAAAUGCAUGGCGUCAAAGAUUGCUCGAUGAGAUCAAUAAUUAUGCAAAUGAACAAAUACGUGUUCUAGCAGAAGAUUAUGAACGCCAGCGAAUCAGUCUUGAUGUGAAACGUGAAGAAAAUCUUGACACAACACGUGCCUAUUGUGGUAUCCAAAGUGUCGUUUUAUUUACUGAACUACGCAAUGCAUGUCAAUCGAUAGAAUUUCAAGUAGCACAGCUUGAAUCUAUCAAUACUACACUGCAAGCUAUUAAAGUAAUAACUAUUUCCGAACAAAUCGAAAGAAAUAAGCUCGAGAAGAUUGAUACGACGAAGUCUGACAAUGAUCAGAACAAGCCGAUAAUUGAACACACUAAUGAUAUAAAUGACCAUACUGGAGAGAGUAGAGAUCAGCACAUUAAAUUGGCAUCAUCGAUUACAAUUGAGACUGCUUCACAUUCAUUAACACCGGAAUCUUCAAAUAUCGAUAGUCAAGCAAUCAAUGAUAGCAAUAAGUCAACAGAAAACAUUCUAAAUAGCGAUGAUUCGAUCAACAAAUGUCCAAUAUGUUGUAUGAUAUUUCCAAUUAAAAUGAAACAUGAUGACCGUUCUCGACAUACCAAUGAACACUGUACAGAUGAUUAA
Rotaria socialis is the source of this 753-nucleotide messenger RNA. NCBI's taxonomy places the organism in Eukaryota, Metazoa, Rotifera, Eurotatoria, Philodinida, Philodinidae. The record is from the annotation of a GenBank genome assembly.